CCCGCGCCCGCGCCGCCGCGCCGCGCCGCGCCGCGCCGCGGCCGGGCCCGGAGACGCCGAGGACGAUGGCCGCGGUCCCGGGGGCCCGCUGCAAGCGGGGCUGACCGCCGAGCCCACGGCAGGCGCGGCGGGGAGGCCUGAGGCCCCGCUGCGCUCCCCGCGCCCCUCCAUUGCUCCCUCCCGGGAGGCGGCUGCGGUGCGGCCGGGACUUUAUUCAGCCAUGAUGCAACCGGCUUCGCCCCGGGAUUGUGCGGCACGCGCUGGGUAGGGAAUGAAGGAGGGAGGAGCCGCCUGGUUGUUUUUUAAAAGAAGUGUUGACUGCAGUUCGUUGUACUUGUAACUCUUGCCUUGUUUGAAUAUCCGGCUGAGUUCCUCGUUUCCCGUGCGCUAGAUGGUCAGGCUGCCCCAGGUGGACAUGUCUCGGGGUGGAAUCCAAGACGCCUCGGAUGUUUAGUUCAGCCCCGGCGUUGCGUGACAGUUGCCGGGAUAACAAGUGGUUGCUUUUGAGAACCGCCCCUUCGGGGACUUGGGCUCCCGCAGACACCGCGAAGGUCGCGCUCGCGGUUAGGAGCCACCAUGUCCGGGGAGGUGCGCCUGAGGCAGCUGGAGCAGUUGAUGCUGGACGGGCCGGCGCGCACCAACGGCCAGUGCUUCAGCGUGGAGACCCUGCUGGACAUCCUCGUCUGCCUCUACGACGAGUGCAGCAGCUCCCCGCUCCGCAGGGAGAAGAACAUCCUCGAGUACCUGGAAUGGGCUAAACCAUUUACUUCCAAAGUGAAACAAAUGAGAUUACAUAGAGAAGACUUUGAAAUAUUAAAGGUCAUUGGUCGAGGAGCUUUUGGUGAGGUUGCUGUGGUGAAACUGAAAAAUGCAGAUAAAGUAUUCGCCAUGAAAAUUUUGAAUAAGUGGGAAAUGCUGAAAAGAGCUGAGACAGCGUGUUUUCGAGAAGAGAGGGACGUGCUGGUGAAUGGGGACAGUAAGUGGAUCACAGCCUUGCACUACGCUUUCCAGGAUGACAACAACUUAUACCUAGUUAUGGAUUAUUAUGUCGGCGGGGAUUUGCUUACUCUUCUCAGCAAGUUUGAAGAUAGACUGCCUGAAGACAUGGCUCGAUUUUACCUGGCUGAGAUGGUGAUAGCGAUUGACUCAGUCCACCAGCUACAUUAUGUGCACAGAGACAUUAAACCUGACAAUAUACUGAUGGAUAUGAAUGGACACAUUCGUUUAGCCGAUUUUGGUUCUUGUCUGAAGCUGAUGGAAGAUGGAACGGUCCAGUCCUCAGUGGCAGUUGGGACCCCAGAUUAUAUUUCUCCUGAGAUCCUUCAAGCUAUGGAAGAUGGAAAAGGCAGAUACGGACCUGAGUGUGACUGGUGGUCUUUGGGGGUCUGUAUGUAUGAAAUGCUUUAUGGAGAGACACCAUUCUAUGCUGAAUCUCUUGUGGAGACAUACGGGAAAAUCAUGAAUCACAAAGAGAGGUUUCAGUUUCCAGCUCAAGAUGAUGUGUCUGAAAAUGCUAAGGAUCUUAUUCGAAGACUUAUUUGUAGCAGAGAACAUCGACUUGGUCAGAAUGGAAUAGAAGACUUUAAGAAACACCCAUUUUUCAGUGGGAUUGAUUGGGAUAAUAUUCAAAACUGUGAAGCACCUUAUAUUCCAGAAGUUAGUAGCCCAACAGAUACAUCAAAUUUUGAUGUGGAUGAUGACUGUUUAAAAAAUUCUGAAACAAUGCCCCCACCAACACAUACUGCGUUUUCUGGCCACCAUCUACCAUUUGUUGGUUUUACAUACACAAGUAGCUGUGUUCUGUCUGAUCGGAGCUGUUUAAGAGUCACAGCUGGCCCCACCUCUCUGGAUCUCGAUGUUAAUGUCCAGAGAACACUAGAUAACAGCCUAGCAACUGAAGCUUAUGAAAGAAGAAUUAAGCGUCUCGAACAGGAAAAGCUUGAACUUAGCAGAAAGCUUCAAGAGUCAACACAGACUGUUCAAACCUUGCAGCAUUCAACUGUUGAUGGUCCACUAACAGCAAGCAAAGAUUUAGAGAUAAAAAACCUGAAAGAAGAAAUUGAAAAACUAAGGAAACAAGUAGCAGAAUCGAGUCAUUUGGAACAGCAACUUGAAGAAGCUAAUUCUGUGAGGCGGGAACUAGAUGAUGCUUUUAGACAAAUCAAGGCUCAUGAGAAACAAAUCAAAGCUUUACAACAAGAAAGGGAAGAGCUGAAUAAGGAACUAGUCCAGGCUAGUGAGCGAUUAAAAAACCAAUCCAAAGAGCUGAAAGAUGCACACUGUCAGAGGAAACUGGCCAUGCAGGAGUUCAUGGAGAUCAAUGAGCGGCUAACAGAACUACACACCCAAAAACAGAAACUUGCUCGCCAUGUCCGAGAUAAGGAGGAAGAGGUGGACCUGGUGAUACAGAAAGUUGAAAGCUUAAGGCAAGAACUCCGCAGAACAGAAAGAGCCAAAAAAGAGCUGGAAGUGCACACUGAAGCUCUUGUUGCUGAAGCGUCUAAAGACAGGAAGCUACGUGAGCAGAGCGAGCAGUAUUCAAAACAGCUAGAAGACGAGUUGGAGGGACUGAAGCAAAAACAAAUUAGUUACUCACCAGGAAUAUGCAGCAUAGAACAUCAGCAAGAGAUAACUAAACUGAAAACUGAUUUGGAAAAGAAAAGUGUCUUUUAUGAAGAAGAAAUAUCUAAAAGAGAAGGAAUACAUGCAAAUGAGAUUAAAAAUCUGAAGAAAGAGCUGCAUGAUUCAGAAGGCCAGCAACUUGCUCUCAACAAAGAAAUUAUGGUUUUGAAAGACAAACUAGAAAAAACUAGGAGAGAAAGUCAAAGUGAAAGGGAAGAAUUUGAAAAUGAGUUCAAACAGCAAUAUGAACGCGAAAAAGUAUUAUUAACUGAAGAAAAUAAAAAGUUGACAAGUGAGCUUGAUAAGGUUACCACUUUGUAUGAGAACUUGAGUGUGCGCAACCAGCAGUUAGAAGAAGAGGUAAAGGAUCUAGCUGACAAAAAAGAAUCUGUUGCACAUUGGGAAGCCCAAAUCACAGAAAUAAUUCAGUGGGUCAGCGAUGAGAAGGAUGCACGAGGGUAUCUUCAGGCCUUGGCUUCUAAAAUGACUGAGGAAUUAGAGGCCCUGAGAAGUUCCAGCUUGGGGACACGACCAACAGACAUGCCCUGGAAAAUGCGUCGUUUUGCAAAACUGGAUAUGUCAGCUAGACUGGAGCUGCAGUCAGCUCUGGACGCAGAGAUAAGAGCCAAGCAGGCCAUCCAGGAAGAACUGAACAAGGUUAAAGCAUCACACAUCAUCACAGAAUGUAAACUAAAAGACUCGGAGAAGAAGAACUUGGAACUGCUAUCAGAAAUUGAACAACUGAUAAAGGACAGCGAGGAGCUUAGAUCUGAAAAGGGUAUAGAGCACCAAGACUCACAGCAUUCUUUCUUGGCAUUUUUGAAUACGCCUACCGAUGCUCUGGAUCAAUUUGAAAUCGCAGACUCUGCUCCACUUCCAGUUCACACACCCACCUUAAGGAAGAAGGGAUGCCCUGGUUCAACUGGCUUCCCACCUAAGCGCAAGACUCACCAGUUCUUCGUGAAGUCCUUUGCCAUUCCCACCAAGUGCCAGCAGUGCACGUCUCUGAUGGUGGGCUUGGUAAGACAGGGCUGCUCCUGUGAAGCAUGUGGAUUCUCGUGUCACAUAACUUGUGUAAACAAAGCUCCAGCUGCCUGUCCUGUUCCUCCUGAGCAGACCAGAGGUCCCCUGGGCAUGGAUCCACAGAAAGGAGUAGGAACAGCAUACGAAGGGCACGUCAGGAUCCCUAAGCCAGCGGGAGUGAAGAAAGGAUGGCAGAGAGCGCUAGCUGUGGUCUGUGACUUCAAACUCUUUCUGUAUGACAUCGCAGAAGGAAAGGUGUCUCAGCCCAGCGUCGUCAUCAGUCAGGUGAUUGACAUGAGAGAUGAAGAAUUUUCUGUGAGUUCAGUAUUGGCUUCUGAUGUUAUCCAUGCAAGUCGAAAAGAUAUACCCUGUAUAUUUAGAGUCACAGCUUCCCAGCUCUCAACAUCUGAUAGCAAGUGCUCAACCCUGAUGCUGGCAGAUAGUGAGAGUGAGAAGAGUAAGUGGGUGGGAGUCCUGAGUGAAGUGCACAAGAUUUUGAAGAAAAACAAAUUCAGAGACCGCUCAGUCUAUGUUCCCAAGGAGGCUUAUGACAGCACUCUACCCAUCAUUAAAACGACCCAGGCAGCUGCGAUCAUAGAUCACGAAAGGAUAGCUUUGGGAAAUGAAGAAGGGCUGUUUGUUGUGCAUGUCACCAAAGAUGAAAUUAUUAGAGUCGGUGACAAUAAAAAGAUUCAUCAGAUUGAACUCAUUCCAAAUGACCAACUUGUUGCCGUGAUCUCCGGGCGAAAUCGUCACGUGCGGCUUUUCCCUAUGUCGGCCUUGGACGGGCGAGAGACGGACUUUUUCAAGCUGGCAGAGACUAAGGGGUGUCAAGCCAUAGCUGCUGGGAAGGUGCGCCGUGGCGCUCUGACGUGCCUGUGCGUGGCUAUGAAAAGGCAGGUCCUCUGUUACGAACUGUUCCAGAGCAAGACCCGCCACCGGAAAGUUAAGGAAAUCCAAGUCCCGUAUAAUGUCCAGUGGAUGGCCGUCUUCAGCGAACACCUGUGUGUGGGCUUCCAGUCAGGAUUUCUCAGAUACCCCUUGAAUGCAGAAGGAAGUCCCUGCAGUCUGCUCCAUUCAAAUGACCACACCCUGUCCUUCAUUGCCCAUCAACCAGUGGACGCAAUGUGUGCUGUUGAGAUCUCCAGUAAAGAGUACCUGCUGUGUUUUAGCAGCAUGGGCGUCUAUACUGACUGCCAGGGCCGGAGGUCCAGACAGCAGGAGUUGAUGUGGCCAGCAAACCCUUCCUCUUGCUGUUACAGUGCGCCGUACCUCUCAGUGUACAGUGAGAAUGCAGUGGAUGUCUUUGAUGUCAACUCCAUGGAGUGGAUCCAGACACUUCCUCUCAAAAAGGUUCGACCUUUGAAUAGUGAGGGAUCACUAAAUCUUCUAGGGUUGGAGACAAUUAGAUUAAUAUAUUUCAAAAAUAAGAUGGCAGAAGGGGAUGAACUUGUAGUCCCUGAAACAUCAGACAACAGUCGGAAACAGAUGGUCAGAAGCAUCAGCAACAAGCGACGGUUCUCCUUCAGAGUCCCAGAGGAGGAGCGGGUGCAGCAGAGGAGGGAGAUGCUACGAGAUCCAGAAAUGAGAAAUAAAUUAAUUUCUAACCCAACUAACUUUAACCACAUAGCACACAUGGGUCCUGGAGAUGGAGUACAGAUCCUAAAAGACCUGCCCAUGCCAGGUUUCCCUUACCCGUUCCCUCAUCAUCACUCCGGUCUGAUCUCCUCACCGAUCAACUUUGAGCAUAUCUACCACAUGACUGUUAAUUCUGCUGAAAAAUUUCUCUCUCCUGAUCCCAUAAACCCUGCGUCUUCCCCGUCUCUGCACUCUGUCCCUGGUACACCAGGCCCUGUGACUCUGAGGAACCCUCGUCCUCAGGAAAGCCGGACAGUAUUCAGUGGCUCAGUCAGUAUUCCAUCUAUCACCAAAUCCCGCCCUGAGCCCGGCCGCUCCAUGAGUGCCAGCAGUGGCCUGUCAGCACGUUCAUCCACACAGAACGGUAGCGCCUUGAAGAGGGAGUUCUCCGGAGGAAGCUACAAGGCAAAGCGGCAGCCUCUACCUUCUCCCUCCGAGGGCUCUUUGUCCUCAGGAGGUGUGGACCAAGGAAGCGAUGCCCCAACCAGGGACUAUGAUGGGGAGGACUCUGAUUCUCCAAGGCAUUCCACAGCUUCCAACAGCUCCAACCUGAGCAGCCCCCCAAGCCCGGUUUCUCCUCGAAAGACCAAGAGCCUCUCACUGGAGAGUACUGACCACGGGAGCUGGGACCCAUGAGCCAGGGUGGCCUCACCCGCACCUUCCACUGCCUUCCCUCCCUCCAUUUCCUACUCCACUUAGGCCUGGAAAGGACAGGCUGGCGGCAGCCACAGGAGGGACUGGUGGUCUGACAACACUGGCGGAUCCUUGGUCUGGUAGCAGUAGCAUAGGUGGCCUCCCUCCACCCUGCUGCUGAGGCCGGUGUAGGUUCAUCCCCAUGCAGAGCUGCCUUCAGGAAGACGCUACCCUUCCCCAAAGAUAGCCCAGUAGACAGACUGCACAAACGUAGGGAAUGUUGUGGGUUAGACAGUCCAUCCCUACAGUAGCCACCGCAGCCCUCUGUCGGCACCUGGGAUUCUGCACACCACAGACAGCAGCCUAGAGAGGUCACCGUGACCAGCGCCAGCCCAAGUCCUCACAGAUGAAAAUAAUGCAUAUUUUACUACACUAGAGUUUAAAUAAAUACAUAUGUAGAAGUUCAAUGCUGAAUGUAUAUAGUCAAGAGAAGCAUCUUGUAUUCAAUGAAAGACAGAUGCAUAUAUAAGAGAGAUCAUUUAAUUUAAAGAUGUGUUGUUUCUUGUCUGUUUCCAGCUAAGUCGUGUACAGGGUAGAAAGGCCUCAAGCAUUUGCAGAGGGAGAGCAAGAAUAAUCAGGGCUCACUGGGGACCCUGCAUGGGAGGUGUGGAGUGCAGCCAGACAAGAGGGUUCAGACCUUGAAGCUGCGGCUUAUGCCACCACCCUCGUCACCUUCGCUAGCAGCAGAAUGGCACCACACUUCCCACUCUUAAUUGUGUCUUGAUGUGUUGUGCAGGCGGAUGUAGAAAAAGGAUUGUCACCUUCCAACCCCUUCCAUCUGAAAGGACACAAGUGUCUAUGGCUUCUGAAGGCCUAUAAUGGUUCAUGAAAGUGCUUUUCUUCCUGGAAAGUCCUGGCCUCCUGAGGUGGCAAUGGUUGUCUGUCCAGGGCUGAAUAUGGCUUCCCCAGAUGAGCCCAGUGAAAAGAAGUUACCAAAUAAUACAAAACCUCAAAAGCAAGUACUUGGGCAGCUUUAGGCAAACACUUCUAACCAAAGGAGGCCAGGAGCUCAGGCCCUGACUGCGCCCUGUCGCUGCCCGGGAGAGUGAGAAGUGGAGGCAGGACUUCCGUCUGCACUCAUUCACCAGCAAGCACAUGGUAGAGAAAGAAAGAUGUCAUGUGGAAGUAAGGAGAACCUCUCUCUUGCUUCUCACUGGGAGGAAAAGAAACAGAAUUUUCUCCCCUCGUCUUUAAACCUCAGCUAAAAUGAAGAAAGUUCCUCAGUGGCUAACCUGGCUGUAGUGUCCAGCUCCUCCCCUCCCGCACCUGGCACCUGGAGGGCCCAUGAGGGAAGGAGAGCCCUGAGUGCUUAGUGUCAGGACUUCCACACACAAGCAUUCUAGACUUGCUGCUGCUUUGAUUUGGUUUAGGUGGGCAUUAUUCAGUGUAGUUCUAACCUCCCAAAUCUGCUUUUAGAAAAAAAGCAUAUUAUAAAAAUGCCUCUGUACAUCCAAGUAUCAAGGGUGGGUGGACCUUGCAUUUGGUCACUGAUGCAUCAAACUGGUACCUGCUGGAACUUGGCACCUGAUGUGAGAAAAAAAGGACCAGCUGGCUGGCCAUGUCCCUGGUGCUCAUGAUUGGUUCUCUCCUUCCCUGACAGCAGAAGGCAGACCCAGGCUGAGAUGGACAGGACUCUGCACUAAGCCAUUAGCUUGUAUCUUGACAACCAGUUGUGAAUUUUUAUUGCUUAUAGGUGUUUGUUUCUCCAAAGACGCUCUUAGAAUCACCUACGUAAAGUUUAGGCCCCACGACAGACUGCUGCACAGCCUCCCGCGGGCAAGCACCCUGGAGGCUGGUCUCCCCACCAGGUGGCUGUCCUUCCCCCCGCCCACGGCAAUCAUGAGUAAUCCAGAUGUGUACAGACUCUAACAUCAGAAUUGGGGGUAGAUUUCCUGGGUUAAUUGUCCUGUGGGGCUGAGCACACCUUAAAUGUGAGUCUACUAUCUUCAGAAGCUUAUGGGAACAGUGUUUGGAAAGAUGGAAUAGGCUCCAGGAGACGGCUGCACUAAGACCAUUCAAAGGGCUCAGGAGCACAGGUCCAAGGUUAUGUUCAAGUCACCCCCCCCAGCCCCACCCAUGCAGGACAUUUCCAAAGGCAGUGGGGACCAACUUCCCAACAGAAAGAAACCCCGCGUCCCAGGCACUUCUGGCACAUGUCUCGCUGGUGCUUGGUGCUUUCCCUGUCCCUUAUCUGGCUAAUUUGCCAUGUGCUUUUUGGGUGUAUAAAAUUAUAAACACAAAUGUUUCUUCUCGCCAAAAGCAAAAGCCUUCCUCCUUCUCAAGUGACUCCUAAACAAACUUCACUUCAGUUAUAAAAAUUCACAUCUAUUUAUACACUCUCCCCCCACACACACACACACUCGACAAUUUUCCAAGAGCACAGCUUUGAAGCCAUCCCACAGAACUAAGCAGGACCCAUCUGCCCUGGUCCAAGCUUCAAGGAGAAUCCGAAAUUCCUGUCAUGUUUACAGCAGCAAUGCUCAGCCUCGUUCCAUAUGCUUAGAACCAUGUCGUUUUGUUAAUGGCCAUGUCUAUUUGUGAGGAAGACCAGCUGGUUCAUGUGAAACUCGAAGGAAAAACCAGAGCAGGGUGGACAGGCGUCCUACUCCCAGAUGCUACAGGGCCAUUUGCUGGCCCUGGCAGUGACCACACAUUUGAGUCUCCCAGCUCAGUGGGCUUGGUGGCAGCUCUCACCAUGCUCUCUGGACGGGCACUGGGAGCACAAGCCCGAGUCCCCUGGGCACUCCCCACCUGUCUCCAGCCAGCCCUGAGCUAGACACGCUGCUUGACGGUUCAUUGCACCCUCUUCAAAACCUCUUCUCAAGGCCGCAGUUCUCUGAGGGUCACUCCAGCAGAGCCAGCUCUGCCAGCUCUCCCUUCCCGGGGCCCAGCACUACACAAGGUGUCCCAGUGGUACAGGACUCUGACCACCUCAAACCAACCUUGAUGUCUCUGAAAACAAAUGACCUGCCUUUUUAUUUGAUAGUAUAAUAUCAUUUAUAAAUUUUUAGGUUUUUCUCAUUGUAAUAUUAUUGUACAGUUUUGCAUGGCCUAGAUGUAAUCAUUUUGUUAAGAAUGUAAUGCUGAGCAGUUUGUGUGGAAGGGGGAGAUGCCGCUUUGGCCUCUUAGCACUUAUUUUGGUUUUUUUCCCUCAAUGUCUUAGGGAACUUCCUAAGAGAGUCUCUGCUACCAAACAGUGAUGUGGAUUCUUUUGCACAGAAAUAUUUAAGGUGGGAUAGUCAAAAUGUAACAAAAGAAUUCACCAAUAUUUUAUGUUGGUAUCACUUAAUAUUAACCAGACUUUGAUGUACUGCAAUAAAACACGGAACUGUUAGAGUUGAGUGUUUUGUCUCUUUCCCCAGU
Messenger RNA from Castor canadensis (American beaver), 9339 nucleotides. It is a transcript of the gene Cdc42bpa, whose product is annotated as CDC42 binding protein kinase alpha. NCBI's taxonomy places the organism in Eukaryota, Metazoa, Chordata, Mammalia, Rodentia, Castoridae. Gene Ontology annotation, cellular component: cytoskeleton; cytoplasm; actomyosin. Gene Ontology annotation, biological process: peptidyl-threonine phosphorylation; actomyosin structure organization. The record is from RefSeq and is a predicted model, not a curated record. Gene Ontology annotation, molecular function: protein serine/threonine kinase activity; ATP binding.